AUGUCUGGUCCCUCGUUGGCUCCUUAUAUUCUCAAGCGCCCAUGGCUCCUAAGUUGGAUGAAGCCCUUCGCCGAAUGGUACGCCAAUGCUGCCGGUUACAGACGACUAGGCUUGAGGUUCGAUGAUUUGAUCCCCGAGGAGAACGACACCGUCCAGCUGGCACUCAAACGACUCCCUCCCAAAGAAGCAUACGACCGCGUUUUCCGUCUGAGAAGAGCUUUCCAGUGCUCAUUAGCUCAUCAACUACUACCCGUAGAAGAACAAACGAAACCCGAGGACGACGUUCGAUACUUGAGCCCCAUCAUUCAAGCGAUCGAAGCUGAGAACAAGGAACGUGCAGAUCUGGAGUCCAUGACCGUCAAACCUCGAAACUAG
Molecule: messenger RNA, 375 nt
Organism: Exophiala bonariae
Lineage: Eukaryota; Fungi; Ascomycota; Eurotiomycetes; Chaetothyriales; Herpotrichiellaceae
Exons: 4
Coding region: 1-375 (124 amino acids)
Biological process (GO): mitochondrial electron transport, ubiquinol to cytochrome c
Source: RefSeq, a predicted model, not a curated record